AUGCAUGACUCUAUAGAAGAAGGAGAAGAAGAAGCUCAUGAUCAACGUCUAAACUAUCUUCUAGUCCUAGAUGACGAGUCUCCUUUUGUAGUCCCAGUUCCUAUGCAUGUUAUAACGUCUCAUAUCAAGAAAAAGCUUCCAAUUCUAGAAUUUGGCCAACUUGAUCAUCAACAAGAAGUCAUGGAGGAUAAAUUAGUGGUGAAAUAUUGUACGAUUUGCUUGGAGUGUUUGGAGAGAAGAGAUGAGGUCAGAAAGCUCUUCAAUUGCGAUCAUGUUUUUCAUAAGGAGUGUCUCGAUUGUUGGGUCGAUGAGGGUCAAGUCACGUGUCCUUUGUGCAGAUCCAUGUUGUUUCCGGCUGAAGAAGGAAGGGAGAUCUUGAAGGAAAUCCAUGCACAAUCCAAAUCAUCAUAG
Molecule: messenger RNA, 411 nt
Organism: Morus notabilis
Lineage: Eukaryota; Viridiplantae; Streptophyta; Magnoliopsida; Rosales; Moraceae
Product: probable E3 ubiquitin-protein ligase RHA1A
Exons: 1
Coding region: 1-411 (136 amino acids)
Biological process (GO): protein ubiquitination
Molecular function (GO): ubiquitin protein ligase activity
Source: RefSeq, a predicted model, not a curated record